UUUGCUUCAGAAUGGGAAUUCGAUUUGUCUAGAAUGUGUUCAUUUCUGUUCAUCCAAAAAUACAUAUGUAUUUCAAAUUGCUGAUGUAUUUCAUAUUUCCAACAAUGAAUGGAUAAAGCAUUGAAAUCAUUAGUAACAUUUACGAUGGCGUAUCAGUGGUGACAAUUGACAUUGACAGUUGCUUUUUUAAAAAUCGUCGGAUCGGUUUGAACGUGCUUUAGUUUUAAAACUUUUUUAAUGAAUAUGACUGCGUUAAAAUUUAAGCAAUUUUUACUGUACUUUUUUUUCUUCGCUAGCGGUUGCUUUAAAGCUGUUCGAUCAAGUGAAAGCAAAAUGUUGACGCUUUUCGAUUUCACAAAAACCGAAUCUGUGAAUAAUUGGAUUGAAGUGUCUGACACAGUGCGGCGAGGUGGAAGUUCAAAAGCUGUAUUGAGUUUGCAAAAGACUCAAUUAUUCCAAAACGCAAUUUUCUUUACGGUAUUGAAUCCAUUGCAGCCACAACAUGCCGGCUUUGCCGGAGUAAAAACCGUGGUCGAUUUAAAUCUAACUGAUUACAAAAAUAUCACAAUUAGAUGCAAGUCACAAGGUCAAAAUGAGCAUUAUAAAAUCGUGCUCAAUCAUAAAGGGCAUGGCACGGACACCAUAACUUAUGAACAAUUUUUCCAAGUUCCAUUGUCGAAUGUCGAAUUUGAUGAUUAUGAUCUAUCAUUUGCCGAUUUUAAAGCCUAUUUUAGAGGUCAAGAAGUUAAAGACGCUGAACCUUUGGAUUUAGCACGUAUUACUUCAUUUGGUAUCCAAAUUUUUGCUGGCGUUUAUACGGAUAUAAAACAAUCAGGCGUGUCUGCUCUAUCGAUUGAAAAAAUACACGCUACCUAAGAGUUGAAGACCUACCAGAAGAAAAGAAUGGAAAAUGAACUCUGCAAACUUUUUGAAGUUUGACUUUUAAAUAUUGUUAAUUUAUCAAUUGAAAUUAAAUAAAGGUUUAGAAAAAAAAAUUAUUCCCACAUUGUGAAAA
This is a messenger RNA of Contarinia nasturtii (swede midge), 1015 nucleotides long. RefSeq lists its product as uncharacterized. The record is from RefSeq and is a predicted model, not a curated record. The transcript has 4 exons. Gene Ontology annotation, biological process: NADH dehydrogenase complex assembly. The coding region runs from base 238 to 876 and encodes 212 amino acids. Lineage: Eukaryota; Metazoa; Arthropoda; Insecta; Diptera; Cecidomyiidae.